UGGCUAUUUCGCUCCCCCCGCCCGUACAACUAACUGUGAAUGAAGAGACUUUUUGUUCUGUGUGUGAAAUCUGUGAUCCGACAUCAUUUGUCUAACAACCACCCAUUUUUUUUCUCAUUAACUCUCUCACUCUGAUUGUACAAUGCCGGGCAAGCAAAAAAGCCAAAAAGAAAGGGGAAAGGGCCAAGAGUCGUGAUUCCUGAAUGAAGUCCGUACUGUACAGUGGCCGGUGAACCCACAUUGAAGAUCCAUAGGCUCGUUUGGAUCUGCAUAUUUCUCUUCUGUUUGGAUCUGAAGCUUCUCAAUCGAUCAAGGAUUCGGGUUGGAGUCCCUGAAGCAAGCUGGUGUUUGUUUGGUGCUCGUAUUGUGUUUUUCUCAUCAGCCCCUGUUUAUCCGUCCGCCUUUGAGGUUAAAGAUAGAGACUGGAGAAAGAGAAUCAAUCUGUUCAAUCAAUCUUGUUCUUAUCAAUCAGCAACCCAACAAAAAUACCCUAAAGCUGAAGAAGAGUUGUAUUUUGGCAGCUUGAGAUAGAUAAGUUAAUCUGAAUCCACUCGGAAGAGUUCAGAGAAAACUUUGAAAUGUUUAUAUGAAAUUGUUCAGAGAUCUUGAAAGAUAAAAUUAUUGUUGCUGCCGAAUAUGCCGCGGGAAAAACCAAAAUCUGCUGCAUACAGAUCAUUUCUCUCUUGUGAUGAUCCGAAAGGUGUAGUUGAAUGCAAGACAGUAAGAAAGUCCAAGGGUAGUGAAGUUCGUAAGGAAGAAAUGGUCUCCAGAGCAUCUGGGCAUGAAUUAAACUGUUCAUGUUCUUCCCACCUCAUGGAAGUUUCUAGAGGAGCCCAGAAACUUACCCAAGUGAUUGAUUCAUGGUCAAAAGGAAUUGGGUCCUCGGACAGAAAGUCCAAAGAUGUAGCCAAAGAGUUGCUGAAAGGGGCUCUUGAUUUGCAGGAGUCUCUAGAAAGGCUCGAGAAGUUGCAAGAAGAGGCUUCAGGGUUCAUGACAAAGUUGAACAAGCCAAAAGAGGGAAGUGGGAAAGGGAAGUUGAAGAAGAAUGUGGGAAUACGAGGCAUUGAGAGGACUAAAUCUGAAAGGAUUACACAUGAUAAUCAGAAGUACAAGUUGGAGUUUGGAAAGGCAAGACAUUCCAUUGAUGGAGCUUCUUGGGAUUGUUAUGAGGAGCUAAGGGAAUCGAUAUUGGACAGCUUUGCUAAGCAGAACUUGUCAACACUGCCUACUCAUGCGUUGGAAAAGGGUAGUUUUGGUAGGCGAGAAAUUGAAAUCUCUCCAGAUCUUGCUACAACUAGCUCAAGUCGAUCCUCCUGUGAAAAAGCUUGUUUGGAUAGGAUACGGUUAAUGUCAUCUCCUGAUCUUCCCUCUACUAGCUCUAGCCAAUCCUCUAUGUUUCAAUCUCAAGAGUGUUCUUCUCAUGACAGUUCUCUCCCUAAGGCUCAACAUUUCAAGCCAAAGGUUACUAGUUUGGUUGCAAAGCUUAUGGGUCUUGAAGAAAUCUCUUCAGGGACACUUAAGUUCACGUCCCAAAAUCACAGUCUUCCCUAUCAAAGGAGACCCAAGUUUGAAAUUGGUUUGCCAAAGGCAAAGAAGUCCACCUCUGUUGACCCAAAACCAAGGGCGACACAAGAAUGUACUCGAGGUAUGCAACUCAGAAGCAAGUCUAUUGAUGAAUCAAUGUGUAGGACCUGUCAUCCCAUUGUUUCGGAUUUGGGAAAUAAAUUUGGUAAUGGUUGUAAACCCAUAGUGCUCAUGAAGCCUCUGUAUGCUCCUGACCUACAGGAAGAAAGAUUAUAUUCCAUGGCAUGCCCCUUUGAGGAAAAUGAAUUGGAUAAAAAAGGGAUGAAUACAAAAUGGAGAAGAACAGAGUUGAGAGAAGGGUGGAGUAAAAAACACAGACAGGCUGUUUCUUGUCUCAAUGAUGAUGGGAUCACAGUUCUGGGAAAACUAUCUCCUAACAGGACAACCAAUCCUAGGAAGCAUAGGCUGGAGAAGAAAGAAGUUGUUGAUAAAAGGGCAUCCCCUAAUAUUAGGAAAGAAGAUAUGAAAAAAGUGAAAUAUAUGGAGGCUUGUAAACCGCAUGACCUAGAGAAGUUGACUAGUGUCAAGCUAAAAAAACAGCAGGUUGUGUCGAAUAUAUCAGAAAAAGUAAUUAUGUGGCAGAAUAGCAUAGCCUCAGAUUCCACCCUAGAUGAAGAAGCUGCAUUUCAUGACUCCAGAAGUAGGACACACGUGAAAAAGAACGACAAGCCAGUGCAAAGUUCUUCUGUGUCUAUCGGUGAAAAUAUGGUAGACAAGAAAGCACUUAUAGACCUUAAGCCCAAGAAAGAGACUAAUGAAUCAGAAAAUCUCCAUUUUGAAGAAAUAUCUGUUGUCUCCCAGACUUCACCCUUUGAUGAUCAAAGCACAGAUGAAAAUCUUUCUUGCAACUCUAUGAUGCUAACCAUUGGAAGUGAAUGCAAUGAACAUGAUCAGUUUUUCAUCAAUCCAAAAUUGAAGCUUGAAUCCAACACUACCAAGAAUUUUCUUCUAAGCAGCACACCUUUCCUUACACGUGCGGAAGAGCUUUUUCAUGCAUGCACAUGGGAACCUGUAGUGAAGCCUGUAUACUUGAAUGACGAAAUGCCUGACACAAAAGUCUUACUGGAUUGUGCAAGUGAAUUAUUAGAUAACAAAUACACCCAGAGUAAAAUGUCAUCUGAUCGAUUACCUAUCAGAUCACGAGCUUGUAUAAUACCCCUAGACAAGUUGGUGGCUGAAAUUUGUGAUGGGAUAGACACUUUGAUAAGCUACAGAGAUCUUACUACUGAUGCCCCUUGUGUAGAUGCUUCUAGCGCAUUGAUUGAGAGAGAUCUGUGGUGCAAAGGAGCAGUAAGAAGAGCUUGUGAUUUGGGUUGGAGGGAAGGUUUCACUUGCAAUGAAGUUGAAAAUGUAGUGGCUGACAUGGAGAAGCUCCUUCUAAGUGGAAUUCUUGAGGAUGCAUUAGAUGACUUUGCAGAGUGGUAUUAACUUGUAUACAGACAAAAUUGGGGGAGCAUGAUUAGGAGCAGCUUAACAGGCAAUCUGUAAAUAACGAUAUGUUAGAGUGUCUAGCUUCAGGUGAUUAUUAUUUUAUUUAUAGGCGCUCAUCUCUUUCAAAUAUAAUUGUUACAAAAACACAUUAUCAUUAUCACAACCUUAGUCCCUAUUAGGUAAGGAGAAGAAAACGUUAUAUAAUU
Cuscuta epithymum is the source of this 3221-nucleotide messenger RNA. NCBI's taxonomy places the organism in Eukaryota, Viridiplantae, Streptophyta, Magnoliopsida, Solanales, Convolvulaceae. The record is from the annotation of a GenBank genome assembly.